ACUGUUUAGGCUCAGCUGUUAGAUUCUGCUCUUGUCGCCGAGUUGAGUUUUGCAGCAAAUUAAAAUGGUUUUAACGAAAGAAGAGGAGGCAUUCAUUUGCCGCAAGCACGAGCAAACACUUAAGCUCCGCAACGAAUACUUAAAGCAGAGCUCGAAUCCCUUUCGCCAUGCCACCGGAGAGGGCGGCACUGUGUUUGAUGCUGGUCUAGCGCGCUUCCAGGCCAUGCGUGUGUCAAACUAUGAGCAUUUCCGCCCCACAGGACACUCCUUCCGCGUGGGUCUCUUCGCCGUCGUGCUGCCCAUCGCUGUCUACGCCUGGGCCCUAAAGGCCGAACGCGAUGGCCGCGAGAAGAAAUACCGCACCGGCCAGGUUGCCUACAAGGAUCGCCAGUUCAAGUUCGUUUAAGUGCCCAUUUAGCGAAAUUAUACAAAACUGUUAACAUACAA
Molecule: messenger RNA, 447 nt
Organism: Drosophila novamexicana
Lineage: Eukaryota; Metazoa; Arthropoda; Insecta; Diptera; Drosophilidae
Gene: ND-B15
Exons: 2
Coding region: 65-406 (113 amino acids)
Cellular component (GO): mitochondrion
Source: RefSeq, a predicted model, not a curated record